Molecule: messenger RNA, 792 nt
Organism: Pleurotus ostreatus (oyster mushroom)
Lineage: Eukaryota; Fungi; Basidiomycota; Agaricomycetes; Agaricales; Pleurotaceae
Exons: 6
Coding region: 1-792 (263 amino acids)
Source: RefSeq, a predicted model, not a curated record
AUGAAUUCGCCCGACAACGAAGGGAUGGACAUGUCACUCGUCCGCCGAUACUGCCCUAAAUUCCGCGUACUAAUCAUUGGAAAAGCCAACGCGGGAAAGACCACUAUUCUUCAGAAAGUUUGCAAUACGACGGAGAAUCCGACCGCCGUCGAUACUACAGGAAGAAGGAUGAGUCUUUCGCUGCUCAGACCAAGCGCUGGGCGAGGACAACACGACAUAGAGCAAGGAUACGUGUUCGGUGGCCGUGACGACUUUGUCUUUCACGAUUCGCGAGGAUUUGAAGCAGGUACCGCAGCAGAGCUUGAGCGAGCGAAGGCGUUUAUUAGAAAACGGUCGAGCUUCUCGCACAUAAAGAAUCGGCUGCAUGCCGUAUGGUAUUGUAUUCCGUCAGAUACCCCACGUUUGUUGCUAGAAGAUGAGACGAGCUUUUUCGAGGAAUGCCGUAAAGGAAAUGUCCCGGUCGUGGCUAUCUUCACCAAAUUUGAUUACCGUCAUAAAGAGGCUAUGGCGCAGCUAAUAGAAGGCGGAAUGGACCGCCCAGCUGCCAGACUCGCAGCGCCAGCUCGUGCCAAGGAAGAUUUCGAAGCCAAAUAUAUCAGCAGGCUCUACAAUCGGCCUUACCCACCCCAAAACCACGUAUACGUAUACGACAUGCACUUGCCCAUGACGAAUUGCGACCAACUCAUCAGGGCCACUGUCGACUCUCUCAGCGACCUUUCUCUGAAGCAACUGUUUGUCUCGACACAAAGGAAUCGUAUUCACCUUUACGUCGGAUAUUCAAUAGAACAGUGA